AUGACCGACCUCAAUCUUUCCAUCCUCGACCUCGCGCGGCAGGUUCAGGACAGUGCCAGUACAAUUUCCAAGUACUUGGAGCAGAACUCCCUCCCUACUCUCUCGCUUGCUGCAGAUGCAUACCCAUUCUUUCCGGGAACAGGGCCAGCGAGCGUCGACAGCUAUCCAAGGCUUAGUGAAGACAUUUUGAAAGCGCGCUCCCAGAUCCAAGACGCAUGCAAUGCCCUGUCGCAAUUGGUGUCAGGUCCAGCUGAAGCAUCUUUCAGUUUCUUGACACAACACUUCAUGUCGGCGUGCAUGCAAUAUAUCUAUCAUUAUCGGCUUGCCGAGGGGGUUCCAGUCUCCGGGGACAUCAGCUACAAAGAUCUUGCUGCAAAGACGGGCACGCUGGAGGGUCAAUGUGCCCGAGUGCUGAAACACGCCAUGACCCAGAACAUGUUCCGGCAAUCCAGACCGGGUCAUGUGGCUCAUACUGCGUUGUCCGCGACAUUGUUGCAACCUGAUUUCCGAGACAUCGCUGGGUAUGUGACCGAGGAAAGCUUCCUUGCUGCCCCCAGGCUCGUCGAGGCCGCGGAGAAGUAUCCUGGAAGCCAAGAGAAAAACACGACUGCGUGGAAUCUUGGCCACAACACCGACCUACCAAUGUUUGAGUUUUUCGAAAAGCAUCCAGCUCGAUUGCAACGGUUCAUGGGCUGCAUGAGGUCGCUGGCAUCCGGAGAGAGCUACAACUUGAAGCAUUUAGUAGGAGCAUUCGACUGGAAAUCAUUGGGAGACGGUCUCGUGGUCGAUGUGGGCGGCAGCUUUGGGCAUUGCUGUUCCGAAAUUGCCAAAGUCGCCCCAGAGCUGAGGUUCAUCGUGCAGGAUCUCGAGAAGGUGGUAACUCAAGCCCAACAAGAGCGGGCCAGCGACAAGCACGUCGACAGGAUCGACUUUCAGACGCACAAUUUUUUCAAACCGCAGCCCGUCAAGAAUGCCGAUGUGUACCUCCUGAGGUUCAUCUGCCACGAUUACUCGGACAAGUAUGCUGCACAGAUCUUGAGCAAUAUUACUCCGGCCAUGGGCGCCAACAGCAGGAUCAUGAUCGUUGACUCCAUCAUGCCUGAAGUUGGUAUUCUAGGCAAGUUCGAAGAAAGUCGAGCAAGGAUCAUGGAUAUCGAGAUGAUGCUCAGUUUCAACGGGUGCGAGAGGGACGAGAGUGGCUGGAAGUCAUUGUUUGAGCAGGCUGAUCCAAGUCUGGAGCUGCGUAGCAGUAAGAAGAUACCGGGCAAUAUCCACGCAGUGAUGGAGUUGGGACUGAGGAGUUGA
Molecule: messenger RNA, 1305 nt
Organism: Fonsecaea erecta
Lineage: Eukaryota; Fungi; Ascomycota; Eurotiomycetes; Chaetothyriales; Herpotrichiellaceae
Exons: 2
Coding region: 1-1305 (434 amino acids)
Molecular function (GO): O-methyltransferase activity
Source: RefSeq, a predicted model, not a curated record